Chroicocephalus ridibundus (black-headed gull) is the source of this 4254-nucleotide messenger RNA. It is a transcript of the gene PRKN, whose product is annotated as parkin RBR E3 ubiquitin protein ligase. Gene Ontology annotation, molecular function: zinc ion binding; ubiquitin protein ligase activity; ubiquitin conjugating enzyme binding. The coding region runs from base 135 to 1529 and encodes 464 amino acids. Gene Ontology annotation, cellular component: Golgi apparatus; cytosol; mitochondrion. NCBI's taxonomy places the organism in Eukaryota, Metazoa, Chordata, Aves, Charadriiformes, Laridae. The transcript has 12 exons. The record is from RefSeq and is a predicted model, not a curated record. Gene Ontology annotation, biological process: regulation of apoptotic process; protein polyubiquitination; positive regulation of proteasomal ubiquitin-dependent protein catabolic process.
CUGGAUCCCGUGCUCGCGCCGGCUGGCCCGCAGUCGCGCGCGCUGAGGGCUGAAAGGGGAGCUCUCGAGCGGCGGGUGCGGCUGGCGCGGGUGCGUGCGCGCCUCCCUCCCUCUGCCUCCCCCCCGCCGCCGCCAUGAUAGUGUUUGUCAGGUUCAACUCCAGCCAUGGCUUCCCAGUGGAGGUUGGUUCAGACGCCAGCGUCCUUCAGCUGAAGGAGGCGGUUGCCCAGCGACAGGGAGUUCCAGCUGACCAGCUGCGGGUGAUUUUUGCAGGGAGGGAGCUCAGCAAUGACUUGACACUACAGAAUUGUGACCUGGCCCAGCAGAGUAUUGUUCAUAUUGUUCUGGGUCCACAGAAGAACAGUCAGAACAAGGAUGAGACAGCAGAUAACCAUGCUGGAGGAAUUCUAAAAGCCUUGGAAAGAGAAUCUGAAAGUCUAACACGUGUAGACCUCAGCACAAGCAUCCUUCCGUCCCUCUCUGCAGGAUUGGCUGUUAUUCUGGAUGCUACAAAAAACAGUACUUCUCUUCCCUCUGAAAAAUCAGGUGCAGCGAGUUACAACAGUUUUUAUGUUUUCUGCAAAAAUUUCUGCCAAGCUGUGAAACCUGGGAAACUGAGGGUCCGCUGCAGUGUGUGUAAACAAGGAACACUGACGUUGGCACGGGGUCCAUCUUGCUGGGACGACGUGCUGAUUUCCAACAGAAUAAGAGGUGUUUGCCAGUCCCAGAGGUGCAAUGGGGACACAGCGGAGUUUUACUUUAAAUGUGGAGCACACCCAACUACUGACAGUGAAACAUCUGUGGCUUUGAACCUCAUUACUGCAAACAGUCGCUCUAUCACAUGUAUAACAUGCACAGAUAUUAGGAGUCCUGUGCUUGUGUUCCAGUGUGUGCAUCGCCAUGUCAUUUGCCUAGACUGCUUCCAUUUGUACUGUGUGACUAUGCUGAAUGACCGUCAGUUCAUCCAUGACCCGGAGCUUGGCUAUUCCCUGCCUUGCGUAGCUGGCUGUCCAGACUCCUUGAUUAAAGAGCUUCAUCACUUCAGGAUUCUGGGAGAAGAACAGUACAACCGCUACCAGCGCUAUGGGGCUGAGGAGUGUGUGCUGCAGAUGGGAGGAGUGCUAUGUCCAACUCCCGGCUGCGGAGCGGGUUUGCUUCCUGAACCAGGAGUGAGGAAAAUUGUGUGUGAACCAGGCAACGGAAUAGGCUGUGGGUUUGUGUUCUGCCGUGAAUGUAAAGAAGAAUACCACGAAGGGGAAUGCAGCUCUCUCCUCAGCACGCAGGGAGCCAUGGCCCAGAAGGCAUAUGUAGUUGAUGAACAUGCAGCCAUGCAAGCUCGAUGGGAAGAGGCAUCUAGAGAAACAAUCAAGAAGACAACCAAGCCAUGCCCCAACUGCAAUAUUCCAGUAGAAAAAAAUGGUGGCUGCAUGCACAUGAAAUGUCCUCGCCCUCAAUGCAGAUUUGAGUGGUGCUGGAACUGUGGCCUGGAGUGGAACAGAACCUGCAUGGGAGAUCACUGGUUUGAAUAGUGGGCUGGGGCCAGCCCGUGUUGCUGCUAAAGCUUGUUUUCAUCAGGGUCAAAUUCUGAACUCCUGGCUUAAACAAAACUCCCAGUGGUUUCAGGAACAUGGAGUUCAGAAGUUGGCCCAGUCUGUUGGUUUUUGCUUUCUUGCAUAUGCAAUCAUACCAAAAUCACAUUGAAGUUAUGCCAAGGGGUUUAAAUCCACUAAGUAAAAAGAGUAAUUGUUCUAAUGGACAGACCUGCUCAUUGUGGUACAAAGAUGGGUAAAUUACACCUUUCUGAACUUGUGCAGUCUGUCAGCAUAGAGAGCAGACAGGGUUAUUGUGGGGAACUUUGACAUUUAUAGUCAGGAAUCCGUUAACUCUUGCAAGAGAGAACAGCCUGCACAUGUGUGUGUGAAUGCAGGAGCGUCAAGGGGGUGGAGGAUGUUCCCUGCAUCAGCUGUUUUUAAUUUGACCACUCCUUUGCUCAUUCAGCACAAUUUUUGAUUUUUGAGGCAGUAUUUCUUAACAGCUUUUUUGGCAGAGGGAAGACUGUGGCUCUUCAGUGUUUUCUCAGGGUUCCUUCCUAACAGGCUUUCUGUGGGGGUCUUGCUUUCAAACCAAAUUCUUGUAGAAACAUCCAGCUUUAUGCCGUAUUUAUGCUUGUGUGUUUGUAACAUAUGACACGAAACCUGCCUACAUACUCAUUAUAGACUUUACCAUUGGAAGAUGAGCUAAGGAUGCAGUUUCAGCACUAACCGCAACUGUUGUUGCAGUGGUGACUGGAUCCGAUUAAGUGUUGUGCAAGCUAGACUCACAGGGCUUCAUUUUUCUUGUGCUUACAGCAACACUUUGGAUGUGGCAAAGGGAGGCAGGAGGAGACUUCUCAGGGGUUUUCUCUAUCAUCGUUCUCCUAAAUUGAAUUAGAAUAUGGGUAUGUUUCUGACAACACAUUCACAGCUCAAAUGGUGUGGGACAGAGGGACAUCUUUCAUUUUACAAUGUUAACACAGUAGGUAAAGCUUACUGGCAUUUCCAAGCUUGAACAAUCUUACUGUUUGGUGUGCUUCACGUUGUUGUCUUCUUCUGAAAAGAAAUGGGUACUGUCCACAACCAAUAUGCCAUGUAAGGAUUUGCACAAUUCAUUUUUGGAAAAAAAUGCACAAUGAAUAAAGUGGUCAAAAUUUUACACUUUCUUUCUUUCUUCAUUUGAAUACAAAGCAAGUGAGUACAAAAAUAUUGGGUGGGUCAUGCAUUUCCUUGGCUGAUUCAAACUCCCAGCUGAGAGGGUAGGGAAUUAAAACGUACUAUUAGCACAAAAUAAAUUCCAGGGCCAUGGACUUCUUUUAUCAAGUUUGAAUUAAUAUUUUGCAUGACAUCACUGUAGAGUCCUGAAAAUAUGGGUGUGCCUCAUAUCAUUCAGUGCAGAGCAAGAAGCUUGAGGUAUAAAGAAAUCCCAGGCUCACUACAAAAGUGUCCAGUUGCUAAAAGCAGUAGAGUAUUCAUCUGUCUCAGAUGGAAGUGACCCAAAAGUCUGAGGAAACAAAGAGAUCAGGCAUGCAGUACCAAAAACAAGAGAGUGAAUUAAGAAAAUGAGAGACAAAGGAAGUAGCAACGAAAGGACAAUGGCCAUUUCUUAAAGACCAUUUUCCUUUUUUGGCACUGGUGGAGUAAAAUGUAUGCAGAAGAAGCUACCUUAAAGUGUUGGAGUGCAAUAGAAUGCUGCAACGGAGCUCAUUUAAGUACAUUAUCUUAAUGGGGAUAUUUCACUGUGAGCUCUGAUUAUUUAAUGAUUUGAUUUUCUAUACCUGGGUCUAUUUCAUAAUUUAUAUGGCUUGUUGCCAACAGGCUAGGGAAAAAGAUCAUAAUGCUUAAUUUUACUUUGAUAGUGUGUUACAUGGGAGCUCAUCACUUUAUUUCAUAUCCACAAACAUUUGGAAUAAAAGAAGUCUGAAUUACUUUCACAUGUUUUUAGUGUCUGUCUUAUAAAGGAAGAAAAACUUGUUCACUGUAAGGUAGUUUCACUGAGUUAGAGUCUGCCAUAACAAGUUAAUGUUUUAAUUGUCAUGUAGAAACAUGUAAUUUAUGCCCCUAGAUCAAGGUCCACUGAAGUCAAUGGACUAUGGAUCAGGUCCUGUAUUUCCUUCUGGCCUGGGCAGGGCAUGGUAGGCAUGAGUCAUAAGGCUAAAAUAGAAACAUCUCUUUCUUGGGAAGAACUUGUCAGAGGAUGGGAUUAUGAGCAUUCAUCUAAGACAUAAGCAAGGGCAGAAAGGAGAAUAAAGAAAGGAGUUCCGGCAUUGACUCAGUAUUAUCCACUUUUAGGGACUGACUUUAUAGGCCAUUCUCACAGUGUUUCUUCACACAGUCUAGAGUUACACCCUGACAAAAAACAAAAGUGUAUGCUGCAGAUUUUAAUAAAACGUGUCCUGAUCUUCUCCAUGUUAAUACAUAUAUAUCUGUACGCAUGCAUGCACAAAGUUUGAGACUGUACAAGCUGUAAACCUGAUUUCUCUUUACAGUGACAUUCUCAUAGUUUCCACAAUUUAAAGGGCAUGAAAAAUCAGGACUAAUACUGUGCUGACACUGUAAGAAUGCUGGAAUUCCUAUACAGAUGUGUGAAUUGGACCUAAAAUUUCCUACAAUGAUAAUUAUUUUUUUUUUGCUUGGAUAAUACUUUUUUAAAAAACUACAAAACUUUAAAAAAAGUCUAAUUGACAUUGUAAUUCGAAACAAAACAAAACAGAACAAACCA